This is a messenger RNA of Cornus florida, 1940 nucleotides long. Its product is annotated as mRNA cap guanine-N7 methyltransferase 1. Gene Ontology annotation, cellular component: nucleus. Bases 324 to 1442 code for a protein of 372 amino acids. The transcript is spliced from 13 exons. The record is from RefSeq and is a predicted model, not a curated record. Gene Ontology annotation, biological process: 7-methylguanosine mRNA capping. Gene Ontology annotation, molecular function: mRNA 5'-cap (guanine-N7-)-methyltransferase activity. NCBI's taxonomy places the organism in Eukaryota, Viridiplantae, Streptophyta, Magnoliopsida, Cornales, Cornaceae.
CUGGUCCGGUUUGCCCAUACCUUAUAACCGUGUACGUAUAGUUUUAUCAUCAAUGUAUAUCACACCCUAUCACGCAAACGAUGUCGAAAGUACAUAUAUAGUUUCUCUGAGACAUUAGUCGAACACCUUUCGCUGUUUUUGGCUCACUCCUUUAUUUUCCCUCCAUUCAUGGUCUCUGUUUCAAACUGAAAAAAAAACUUUCAAUCUCGUAUAUGGUGUUAAGAACGUCUCUCUUGCACGAAAUCAAAAGUUCAGAGAUUGUUUCAAAGAUAAGAACUUGAUUUCAUCUUCAAUCUUGUGUGUUGAUUUUACGCCAAUCGGAUAUGAAGCGAGGUUACGACGAAUCUUCAUCAUCCGCUUCUCUUGGACCGCCUCAAUCCAGAUUCAGAUACAAUCCAGAGGAAGACUCACGAUUUUUAGAGGACGACAGUACAGUUUUUGCCCGGAAAGUGGCUGACCAUUACAGUGCGAGAACCAAUCAAACUCUGGAAGAGAGAGCAGCUAGUCCAAUUAUACAUUUGAAGAAACUCAACAACUGGAUUAAAAGUGUCUUAAUUCGGCUUUAUGCAUCCCGAGGGGAUGCAGUUAUUGAUCUUGCUUGUGGCAAGGGCGGUGAUCUAAUCAAAUGGGACAAGGCAAAGAUCAGAUAUUAUGUUGGCAUUGAUAUAGCUGAAGGAUCGAUAGAAGACUGUCGUAUGCGCUACAAUGGUGAUGCAGACCAUCAUCAGCGGCGCAAAAAAUUCACAUUUCCUGCCCGACUUAUAUGUGGAGAUUGUUUUGAGGUUCCCUUGGAUAAAGUUUUGGAAGAUGAUGGACCUUUUGAUAUUUGUAGUUGCCAGUUUGCCAUGCAUUACUCAUGGUCGACUGAGGCACGUGCAAGACGGGCCUUGGCCAAUGUAUCAGCAUUACUUCGUCCAGGUGGCAUCUUCAUUGGGACAAUGCCAGAUGCCAAUGUUAUCGUUAAAAAGCUCAGAGAAGCUGAAGGACUGGAUUUUGGCAAUAGCAUUUACCAUAUAAGUUUUGAUGAAGAGUUUUCGGAUAAGAAAUUUAAAUCUUCAAGCCCCUUCGGUAUAAAAUACAAGUUCCACCUAGAGGAUGCUGUCGAUUGUCCUGAAUGGAUUGUUCCUUUUCAUCUCUUCAAAUCAUUGGCAGAAGAGUAUGACUUGGAGCUAGUUUUUGUAAAAAACUCGCAUGUAUUUGUGGAUGAGUACUUGAAAAAACCAGAAUUUGUGGAGCUAAUGAGGAGACUCGGUGCUCUGGGUGAUGGAAACCAAGACCAGAGUACACUAUCACCAGAUGAAUGGGAAGUAGCUUAUUUAUACCUGUCAUUUGUUUUGAAGAAGAGAGGAAAGCCAGACCAAGCACAGGUAAAUGCAAGACAGGACAAAGGCAAGAUGCAUUUAUCAAAGGAGGACAUUAGGUACAUUGGCAAUGAACUAUAACACCGCAUAAAUAUGAAGAUCGAAGACUCAUCUUCAAGCUGGACAAUGUUAAGGAUGACCGGCACAGGGAAUUCAUAGCUGGGGGAACACACGGUCUUAUUUUCCUCUACUCCAUGAGUUCUUUGUAUAGUUUCGCAUGGCUUUUCAGUUUUGCAGAAAUCGCAAUAAUAUGUUGCAGAGUUGCUUACCUUCUGCUGCUGCUUCUAACUGAAGACAAAUUCCAAAUAACUAAAAACAUUAAUAUUUUUUUGGAUGAGGCAUUGAAGCAGCAGUAGGUGACUGAUUUCAAAGGCACGGGUCACCACGCUGGCAAAAAUAUAUGCUAUGUUCGAUCUGAAUAUGUAAUUCUAUUCAAUUAUACAUUCAACGGUAUUAUGAGAGCCAAAGUAUUAGAUAACCAGAGACUCUUUUUGUUACUGAAUUUACCAAAUCCAAGUACUCUCCUCGGCAGAUGAAAAGCUAAUAAUGAAAGAUGUUGAUUUGCAGUUUGCACAUCCA